Molecule: messenger RNA, 1833 nt
Organism: Penicillium arizonense
Lineage: Eukaryota; Fungi; Ascomycota; Eurotiomycetes; Eurotiales; Aspergillaceae
Product: DUF3176 domain-containing protein
Exons: 2
Coding region: 1-1833 (610 amino acids)
Source: RefSeq, a predicted model, not a curated record
AUGCACCAAGCAGUCGGCGACCAGGGCAUCGCAUGGGAACUAGGCUUCUGGAGAAGGGCUCCUUGGAAGGGUGUCUUAAACAUCAUCGUAUUCGCAAUCUGUUGCGUGGGGUUGGCCGCUAUUCUCGCCAAUUCAAACGGCAAGGAGGUCAGCGCAUGGCCUCGUUCCUCAAUGCCCAUAUCCGUGUCUGUGUUGUUGUCCCUCAUUGUAGGAAUUGCAAACCUCUGCCUCACGAUUGCUUUGAGUCAAGGGUAUGAGAUCUCAUGGUGGCUCAAGGCCAUGCAAGGCGCCGAACUGCGUAGGCUGCAGUUUGACUUGGACAUUCAACGCAACUUCUCUGCCUUCCUCAAGCCGUCCCGCACGUUUAAUAAAUUUGUCUUUGCGGCGGUGAUUUCCUUGAUGGUCAGCAUCAUCGACGGGCCCCUCAUCCAGAGAGCUUCUACCACUGCGCUGAAGACAUUCGGGCCUGACGAAAUAAUUGUCACGAUUCAGGUGUCCAAUGCUUCGCUCCCCGCUGACUUCAGUGGCUAUGCUGGUGGUAACAUUGGGCCCGACCUGCUGACGCCCCUGUUCGGGAAUGUCAGUCGAGCAUAUUCAAAUCGGGAGGCGGUCGUCCUGCCCGUUGAAGCAUGUCCUACCAACUCAACGUGCAUACUAACCCUUCCAGCAACGGGAUUUGAUGUCGGUUGCACCGAAAGCACCGUGCCAUAUGACUUCGGCAGACUUUACUCAGCUAAAGCCAAUACCAUUACACCUUUCAGCGUGACCUUGGAUUUUGGUGGCUCACAGGAGGUAGCCUACUUCAGCACAAUCAACACCACCGCUCUUUACAAACCUUCCGCCUCGUGUAGUGGGAAUUUGAUCCACCGGCAAUGCAUCCUUCGCUUAGCCACAGUUCACUAUAACGUGACAGUCGCGAACGGCAAGGCGACAAUUUCAGCCUGGCAAAUAGGCCAAAAUGACACAGUCGAGAUUACCAAAUUCUCAUCCGCCGGAAUAGCGGGAGGAUACGAUACCUUGUUCACCGGUAGCGUAGGAGCCGGCGGUUUCAAGACCAUGCUAGGCGGAAUAUACUUUGUAGCAAAUAUUCUCUACAACUCUAGCACCGCAAUGAGGGCUGCUGGUCAUACCGCCGUCCCAUACAUCCUAUCGGCCGCUGGACAAGCCUCAAGCAACUACUUGACCUCAUCAGCGUCCACGUACAGCAACUGCACAAUGACAUGGGAUGACCCAACCGAAGAUCUCGUGAAUACAAUUCGUGAACUCAUGUUUCGCAGCGCCGUCGCGCAAUCCGCUGCCAAUUCCUCGUCCGUCAUACCACAGCACCCCCUCGCUCAGGAAACGAGACUAGUCAACGCCUACGAGAGUCACUACAGGUUUCUCGCGGCCACACUAGCAAUCAUGGUGCUGCAGGCUUUCGCAAUUGCCAUCCUGCUUGUAGGCUGGCACAGACUCGGUAGGAAUGUCUCGCUCGAUGCUUUCGAUAUUGCAAGGGCCCUCGGUGCGCCGCUUUUACAGAAGGGAAGUUCCAACGGCACUAUCGACGACCUUCUUGCUUGUGUUGGACGUGUGCCGCUUCGGUAUGGCGAGAUUAUUGGUCCAGAAGAGGGCGCUGCUGCACCUAUUGUGUCUCAGCACUCAACCCAACAACCGAAAGGCUCUACAAGUGCUGCAGAUAGUCAACAUGAUCAGGUCUUCACAGGUCCGACCUCGGAUCAGGAAAAUGGUUCUGAAAUAGAAAUGUCAAGCUUUCUUCCCCCUGAAGAUGGUCAAUAUCGCGCUAAGGCCAUCAAAUCUGAUAAUUUGGGGUUUAUGAAUGAGCGUGGGUAUUGA